GCAUCAACAGUCCAGUCUCCCGCUCGCCGUGUACACUGUACAGCUGUGUGGCGGUUUAAUUCGUUUUUCCUUCCACAAUGCCAUAAUCCCCGGCUUGCCAUCUUAGCGCUCCUUGCGCCACCCACUUUUUCGCCAUCUCCCCAGUAACGCGCCGCUGGAUUUCCAAGUUGCGAGUUUUGCAUAAUUACCCUGCGUGUGCGGUGUACAACUCGUACUGUUGUGUGGAGCGUUGCAAAAGAAAGUCGUCUGAACAUUGUCUAUAAAGUCGUUCUGUGAGCCGGCGCGCGUGCUUAAGUGUCGUUCUCAUCAAACUUCCUGCCGCUGGAGCUGCCAGUACAAUUGCUCUUUCAUUGCUUCUUGCAUCAUGCUGUUGUUUUGCCCACAACGCCAACAUCCCGGCAUUGGAUACAUGUGCGGCAUUUGUGCCUUGUCGUGUGUAUUUAUUUUUGAUUACUUAUGCGUUGGUAUAUGUCGGACAAUCCCUUGACGACCGGCAGCAAAUGCCAACCGCGGCAUACAUAUUAUAUUAUAUAGAAAUAUUGCGGUAUAUAUACGCUACCGCACUUCCGACUUUACCCUUAAUUAUCCCACAAUCUGCUUAACCAUACAGCCGCAUUUAUUCAGUCUUUCAAAAAUUUUUGACACUUUUACAGCCCAAUUAUUUAUAUGUGUUUCGUGUCUUGCACAGGCAGUAUAAUGCAAACAUAUGUGACGCAACACUGUCAACCCUGACAAGUGCCAUAUAAUCAUUGUUUCGCGUAAUACGAUGUGUUUACGCGACCGGCUGCAACGUAAUCCUGGACACACAAUAUAUCUGGGCACCGGUUAAUGACUUGAUGAGUGUAUGAUGCGCUGUACUUGUCGAAUAACGUCCUAAAUACCAAAUGAUCCUCCGUAAACGACUCAUCUGGGACCGGUACGCCGAUGCCGGCACAAACUGGCAACGGACAUGUAAUUUGCCGCAUUACGCCAUCCUGAUGGUGGUGAUGACGGUGUGUUGCUGGCUGCCGGCAUCUUCACGCGGCGACAAUGGAAAAAUCUCCAGCUCCACAAUAUCGCUACCACCGGAUGAUAAUGUGAAUUACCCCGCCAUGUGCGGGAGCCUGUUUGAUGAUGCCCAGCAGAAUGUCAGCGGUUUCUUCCAUACACCGUGGCUGGACCGGUCAUUUUGUUCCUAUCCGCAGCGCAUUCAUUCCGCGCUAGACGAUCCACUGCAGGAAUGCGUGCCGACCAAUGCCAGUAUUCUGGAGGAUUUUUUAUUUAUGUGUGAUGUAACACCCGGACGCCGAUCGCGGGCUAACUACCGGCGCUGGCGACUGCCGUUCUGCGCUGACUACUCCGUGGAGCGCAUAUUCGGCAAUUACGAUGAUUGUCUCUUCAAGGAAGACCGAGCAAACUGCCGGAAGUGCGUAGAGAAUGUCUAUAACAUUGAUCAGUAUGCCAAGUUCGUUUAUUGCCACUUUGUCAAAGAUAUUCUGGCGCGUUUCGACUGCGAGACGCCGUUUUCUGUGAAAUGGAAUUGCAGCCACUGCCAGCUUGCGUACCGGCAAUGGUUAUGCGCGAUGAUGAUCCCUUUUCGAAUGGGUGACUACUUAAUCCAGCCAUGCACUACUUUUUGCACUAAUGUGGAGCAACGUUGCCCAUACUUGACACCGGAUGACAAAAUCAUUUAUGCCGGCGAACCUGCAUUUUUCUGUAAAGAUCCGGAUAUUCCUGAAUUAUAUUCAGCCUAUGCGGAGCCACCACACUGUUACCAACCUUGCCACCUGAUUAACGAAAAAACAACAAACAUGACGAAGGAAGCAACGGAUGCUUCGUUAUGUGAUGAACAUGAACUUCUGAUGGAUCAGUUAGCAGAGUAUUACAAUAUGUCCAGACGAAAGUCGUCCGGAUGCGGUCGCUCCUCAUUCUCAAGCAUUUUGUUCACUGUUGCAAUGUCUGUGAUACUGUACGGUAUUCCAAGUUUAUUUUCCAAAGGAUGGAACUUUUGUGAUGCUUAAGUUUAUAAUAUGUAUGUAUACUUGCGUGCGCUUUGCUUGGUCAUUUGAUCAGUCAGUGGAUUAGCACAGGAAGAUGAUUACGGUACAGAUGAUCCUCGAUUCAGGAUCGCUCCUGCUUUACCUGCCGUGCAGCCUAUCUAUCAUAAGUUGUGUUGCGGGGCCAAGGUAUUUUUUGCAUGUGCCGGUAGAGAGAAAACUUAAGUUCUUGGACGUUGCGAUUCCACUUCAUAUCUCUGUCUCCCAUUUAUAUAGAUAUACAUAAUACACAUUACACAUACGGUAGUUGUCGCUAUCUUCAUGUGUUGCUUCAGCGUCAGCUACGUGCUGCACGUACGUACGUGCUGCUGCUGCUGCUGUACGUGCAGCUAAGCAUGCACAAAAUUUUUAUCUAAUUCGCUCCGGCUGGAGACGAGCAAUUAGUAGUUUAAUUACCUGUUUGAUUUCCGGUCAUCUAGUUGAAACACACAAUACGAGGCUGAUAAA
Messenger RNA from Paramacrobiotus metropolitanus, 2483 nucleotides. RefSeq lists its product as uncharacterized. Gene Ontology annotation, cellular component: plasma membrane. Gene Ontology annotation, molecular function: stretch-activated, monoatomic cation-selective, calcium channel activity. The record is from RefSeq and is a predicted model, not a curated record. Gene Ontology annotation, biological process: calcium ion import across plasma membrane. NCBI's taxonomy places the organism in Eukaryota, Metazoa, Tardigrada, Eutardigrada, Parachela, Macrobiotidae. The coding region runs from base 885 to 2000 and encodes 371 amino acids. The transcript is spliced from 3 exons.